UAAUCUGUGAUUGGUAUUGUUUACUGGCAGCCAUUGUAUUGCCCAUACUGAGUUUUCCAUCGCAAUUCUAGCCUCGACGUCAAGAUUCAAAGUACCCUGAAAUUUUAUCUACAGUUGUAACUAACCUAUCCUGUUGCAACACGUCAUAAUAUAUGACAUUGUAUUCGCCAAACCAUACUAACCCGAGAAUCACCGACAGAAACUGCAAACUUGAGAGUACGUUACCGACUGACUUGCAGCGUAUUUGAAUACGAUAGAAAUGCUCAUGAAUUUGCAGUACAUUGUAGUGGUGGUUUUGUACCUAAUCAUAUCAAUAGACGCCAUUAAUUGCAAAGGUUGUGUACCUUUGGAUGUAUUUACUUUUGACAAGGUAAUAUCAAAGUUCAAAGCAGCCAUUAUUAAGUUUGAUGUGGCAUACCCGUAUGGCACCAAGCAUGAUGAGUUUGCAAAAGUCGCAGAAGCUGCAUAUACUGUUCCAGACUUGCUGGUGGGGGAGGUUGGGGUGAAGGAUUAUGGUGAAAAAGAAAAUGCUGAUCUUGCAGAACGUUAUAAAGUCAACAAAGAUGACUUUCCUGUACUGAAACUUUUUGUAGCUGGUUUAUCUGAACCAUACACAUUCUCAGAUCCUGAAUUCACAGCUGACAAUAUUAAAAAGUUCAUUCGAACUAAAUCAAAUGUUCAUAUUGGUUUGCCAGGUUGUCUAGAAGCAUUUGAUAAGAUUGCAACAAAAUUUUCACAAGUCCAUGACCCAGAGAUUAAAAAGGCACUGCUACGUGAGGCAGAAGAUCUGUGGGACAAGACGACCGGAAGAGCAGACCAGAAAACUGCAGAAGUUUAUGUGAAGACAAUGCGAAAGGCACUGGAGAAAGGAGAUGAUUUUGUAGAUAAUGAAUUGAAGAGAGUUCAAAGUCUAGCCAAGGGGAAAAUGAGCAAAGAGAAGAAGGAAGAGAUGCAACAGCGUAUUAACAUUCUACAGUCCUUUCAUCAUGAGGAACUGUAGCUUAGAAAUUUUAAGUACUGCAGUACAGUAUUGACUGGUAACAGAAUUUGGACUGACAUAUAAAUACAUUCUGCGCAAUGCUCACUGUAUUUCAACAAUGCAUAGUUAGACAUUCCAUUUUCAUGGGUAGUCAGAUUCACAAAUAUUGGAAGAAAUUAAAGUAGGAAUUAUUCCUAUACUGUAAUAUGUACUGCAAUAUUAUUACAUAUUUACAGAAGUGUCACUUCUAAUUCUAAGUAUUCCCGAACGAUUCAACAAAAUUUAUUUAUAAAAUUUAAAUUCCCAAGAUUACUUCCUUUCUCAUACAUUUAAAAAAUAUGUAAUCUAUAUGCAGUGGAUACUUACCAGCACAGGGUGAUGCAAGUAGGUGGUGGAUCUCGUGUGUUUACUUCCAAGUACAUUUUCUGUAAGAACAGUCUGGAUUACUAGUUAUCUGCACAAUGCAUUUAAAUCAAACAUAUAUAAUAUUGAGUGUGAAAUGUGUUUUAGCAAUAAACUCUUUUAAAUAUCACUAUCAUUUAUUAGUCUUUAAGUGCACUUAAGUUUAAAGUUCUCUCUCUCAUGUUUUCUAGCAAUAUGAUCUGAUGUUUAGAUACCACAGCUUAACAUUGACAUCAUGAUCCUGAGUUUGAUCUAGUGCAUGUCCUUGCAAUUAUUUUCCUCUAAGAUUAAUAUUAUUAGUAACCACCCAUGUACUGUUUAAUGUUCCAAGCGGUCUCUGUCUCAAAAAAAUAUAUGCAUUCAUUUUCCCUU
Molecule: messenger RNA, 1753 nt
Organism: Zootermopsis nevadensis
Lineage: Eukaryota; Metazoa; Arthropoda; Insecta; Blattodea; Termopsidae
Gene: wbl
Product: endoplasmic reticulum protein 29-like protein wbl
Biological process (GO): protein secretion
Cellular component (GO): endoplasmic reticulum; endoplasmic reticulum lumen
Source: RefSeq, a predicted model, not a curated record